AUGUCUUCCAAUCCCCGCAGGACGCCGGUGACUCGCUCCGGCUCGAGGGGCCUGAGCAUUAAGACCAAUGUGUCCCUCAAGAAGGGUGCGACUUUUCACUCCCCAACCUCGCCGCUGGAAUCCCCCGAGCCUGUCUUUACGCCGCCCUCCUUGCCUCGCCGGUCGCACACCAGCUUGGACGAUGUCAUCGAUGCUCACCGUCGCCGGGUUGCCUUGACUCUCGGAGACAUUGACAAGACUCUUACCGGCCUUGUCAAGGACGACUCCACCGCCACGCCCGUCCGCAAGACUCUGCGAGACGACACGCUCCCUCUUCCUCAAGGUGUGCUCAACCACACCCUGGACUCGGUCAUGGGCAAGGGGCAGCCGGCCGAGCGCCGGGUGCUCCGGCCUCGCAUCCGCCGCCCUUCUCGCUUUCACGAGUCCGAUAGCGGCUUGGGCACUUCGGUCGCUUCCACCAAGGAGAAAGAGGAUGCCGGGAAGAAGGAGAAGCAGAGCAGGACAACCGCCGUUACAAGGUCGGCUGCUGCUCGGUCGGCCAGUGCUGCAACCCCCGCUGGCCUCAGCCCUUGCGCUACGAGCCGCAUUUGCGAGCAUACCCUGAAGCCGCUGCUUGCGAAUGCCAGCUUCAAGGACUUCCACCCGCUCCUCCUGGAGUGCCCGCGAAAGAUGCAGGAGAAGCAGAUUGUUUGCCUCAGGGACCUCGAAAAGACACUGCUUCUCGUCGCUCCUGAGAGGACCAAGGUUGCCGAGCUCUACCUCGACUUCUGCCUCACGACCAUCCGCUGCAUCCAGGCCACCGUCGAGUAUCUCAGCGACCGGGAGCAGACUCGCCCUCGCGACGUUCCGUACAGCAGCGGGUACUUCAUCGACCUCGUCGACCAAAUCCGGAACUACGCUCAGCAGCUCGCCGACGCCAAGGAGAAAGGCAAUCAGGACGAGAUGGACGUCGAUCCGUACGUGCAGACUCAUCCGCUCGCCUCCACUGAUCAUACUGACGUGUCACCUAGCACUGAUGAGAUCAAGCUUCAUGGGGGCAUUCACAUUAAUGGACGCCCUGCCGAGCUUGUCCGCGUCAAGAAGAACGGCAAGAUGAUCUCGAUGGCCACCGGCGAGCCGAUUGAGAAGCUCGAGGAGGAGGCCGACGGCACGGUGCGCUUCAAGCGCUCUGCCAGCGAGGAGCUCCGGGACGAAGAGGAGAUCAUGCGCUCGAUGGCCAGGCGCAAGAAGAACGCCACCCCCGAGGAGCUCGCUCCAAAGAGGUGCCGCGAGCAUGGUUGCAACAAGGAGUUCAAGCGCCCCUGUGACCUGACCAAGCACGAGAAGACGCACUCGCGCCCUUGGAAGUGCCCUGUUACUACGUGCAAGUACCACGAGUAUGGGUGGCCGACCGAGAAGGAGAUGGAUCGCCAUCACAAUGACAAGCACGCGGCUAGCCCUCCCAUGUUUGAGUGCUUGUACAAGCCGUGCCCAUACAAGUCGAAGCGGGAGUCCAACUGCAAGCAGCACAUGGAGAAGGCCCACGGCUGGACCUAUAUCCGCACCAAGACCAACGGCAAGAAGACCUCGAGCGCGAGUGUCAACGGUAACUCGGCGCAUCCGACUCCUCAGCUGCAGAACAUUCCGACCCCCUCCAGCGAGCACAGCAUGGGAGUGGCCACUCCCCCCGAUACCUGGGGCCAGGUCUACGGGAACAGCAGCCUCGACUUCCCCGCGUACAUUCCCAAUGACGCCGACUUGAGCAUGAUUCCUCAGGAGAUCUCUCUUGAUUUCUCUCCCGUCGACAACCCGACCCCAUCCACGGAUUCUGGUAUGGACCACAACUCAGCCUACCAGGACAUCGGCACGGACUUCACCUUGUAUGACGACAUCUACAGUGCCCGCGUGCAACUGCCCACUCCUCCUCCUAUCCAAACCAACCUUUAUCCCAAGCAACUGCCCCAGCAGUUCAACCCCUUUACCACAGCGGACUUCUGCCAGCCG
Molecule: messenger RNA, 1983 nt
Organism: Thermothelomyces thermophilus ATCC 42464
Lineage: Eukaryota; Fungi; Ascomycota; Sordariomycetes; Sordariales; Chaetomiaceae
Exons: 2
Source: RefSeq, a predicted model, not a curated record